Xyrauchen texanus (razorback sucker) is the source of this 5491-nucleotide messenger RNA. It is a transcript of the gene lrmp, whose product is annotated as lymphoid-restricted membrane protein. The coding region runs from base 1 to 4311 and encodes 1436 amino acids. Lineage: Eukaryota; Metazoa; Chordata; Actinopteri; Cypriniformes; Catostomidae. The transcript has 35 exons. Gene Ontology annotation, cellular component: endoplasmic reticulum membrane. The record is from RefSeq and is a predicted model, not a curated record.
AUGGACGUCAGAGUGACCCCAAGACGGCACAACCCUGUGGACAGCAUCUGCCGCAAGCUUCAGACCAUCCAGCGGCGUGAUCAAGAAAUUAACUCGCCUUUUCAGAUCCCCAAGUUCCAGUCCAGCAGCUACGACAGCCCUCACUCAGGGCUGCGCAUCAACCUGGAGACCAUCCUGAAGAACCGUGGCAUCCGAGCUGAUGAAGACUCUGACUCCUCUGCUGGCAUGCUGACCCCCACUGCCUCCCAUGGGCCGGGGUCUGGCACCCACACCCCUUAUGUUCCCAUCACCCCAGCCAAAGCCACCUACACCAUCACCAGCAUGCUGGGCAAUUUAGGCACACUAGGGGAGAGGAAAACCACUGCACAGACAUGUAGCCGACCAUUUCUACACAACUGCUCCACCCCAGCAGCCCAGACUGGGGACAAUUAUUUUAAUUUUACCCCACGUUACACCACACAAACGCAGGUCGAGGGGCCCAACACAAAUAUAAAAACUGGGAAAAUCCCAACUUCUGGUCUGCUCUCAUAUAACCUGAACUUUUCCUCUGAUAUUUCUAACAUGGACAGAAAACUCCCGUACCCAGCCCUUGUGGUGAAGAGACAUUCACUGGGCGAUGGAUCUCUGUUUCCCUCUGAGCCCAAGAAAGCGAGCAUGGCAGAGGUCCGUCUGAUUUGUGAGGAAGACCUGUUGGACACCAUUUUCCAAGCCUGUGAUACACAGUGCAGAGGUAAAGUUUACGUGUCGCACAUUGUGGACUUCUUGAGACACACCACCUGUCGCAGUUCAGAGGACAGUGGCCUAGAGGAGUUCUGCAAUAUGCUGGAUCCAGAGCACAAGGACAUUUCCAUAGACCUUGACACGUACCAUGGCAUCAUGAAGGAGUGGAUAGAUGACUGUCGCAACCAGGGAGAGACAUCCGAUCUGAUGUUCUGUGUGGCAGAUCUGCAGCUGAAUAACCAGAAGCUCCAGGAGGAGGUUCGUAAACUGAAUCAGGUGUCGGAGAACAUGGAGGACACCAACCAGAAACUUAUCGAGGAAAAUGAAGAGCUCAAGGUUCAAGCCAAAAUGGGGCUGCAGUUAUUACAGAAGGAGAAGAUGCUGAAAGAGGAAGUUGAGGAGAUGAACUUGAGCCUGACGUCCUCUGAAGAGAGUCAAGCUCAAGCCUCAGCUCAGAGAAAGCAGCUGGAGCGAGAAAACCAGUGCCUCAUAUCCAAGAUUGCAGCUCUACAGGAGGAGAACAUGAAAGUUACACUGGAUGAGGAGGAUCUCCAGAAAAAGAUGAUUGACCUUUGUGACCUCAAUGCUGACCUUCAGGUCCAAGUUCAUUCAUUUGAUGCAGUUCUGGCCGAGAAAGAGUCAAUAAUGCAGGAGAAAAAUAAACAGAUCGAUGAUCUGAAGGAGGCCAUUGUGGAGUAUUCCUCAGUUACAGAGUUGCUGAGAGCAGAGAAGAACAAACUGGAGCGUCAGAUGCACAUGAUGCUGCCUGAUAUGAGCAUCCCGGGUCUUUCACUCUCAUACAGACUCAAUCUGAUGAGUUCAGGCUCUCUUCAGACAGAGCUGGCACUGGUACAAAAUCCCCUGGAGGGUUUGGAGCAUCUCUCCUCCUCUGUCUGUUUUACAUCUUCUCUGGAUGAGACUUUAGAUCGUGAAGUUCUUCUGCUCCUUCAAAGCCCGACGCCGGAGCAGUUGUCUCUGGAGUUUAAAGCUCUGAUCAGCAGACUGAAGAGAGAGUUUAAGCAAGACGGGGUGACCCUUCUCACAGCACUCAGAGGCCUUUCAGAGAGCACAGAAUCUCAGGAGGCAAAUUCUGUCCUCAAGCUGCAGGGCCUGGAGGUGCAGCUUGAACAGAGGAGGAGUGACUGGACCCGCAGUCUGGAUCAGUUGGACCAGUACACAGACUCUAAGGAGAAGGAGCUUCUGAAGAUGGCCAGCAACAUGCAACAGUCCCGUACAGAGAUCCUGCACCUGUCUGUCAAGGUACAAGAGCAGGAGAAUCAGAAGCAGCAGUUGCAAGAGGAACUUGACCGGCUGAAGACUCCACCAGACAACAGAGAGGCCAGCAGCCAAACACCAGAUCACCUACAGCAGGUAGUGGAAGAGCUGGAUGGCCCCUGUCUUGAAUGGGAUGAGGAAUAUUUGUUGUCUGAGUCACCUCCUUUACAAGAGUUCAGACCUGAUCAGCAGAUACUUCAGCAGAUGCUUCAGGAGCUGGAUGAUGAAACAGAGCUGCAGGCCUUAAAAGAGGAGGAGGAGGACCAGACAAAAACCAUGACGGACAAGAUCCAGGGACUCAUGGAAAGGACUGAGAAAGAGGGUGAAGCAACGCAGGAUUCAGGAGUAGAAACGGAAGAACUACAAAGAGACACUACUCUCUCCCCAACAGCUCUACCAGAUGACAUCACUGAAUUGCAAGGUGAGAAAACUCCAUUUGUGGGCGAGGCUGGAAUGCAGAGGACUUGCGCAUCUCCCAAGGAGGAAUCCAGACUCCCAGAAUGCACUGGGCCCGAAGACACCCACGAGCAGGCUGCUCCUCUGCCUCACACCCACAAUGACCCAUCACUAAGCUCUGAGACACCCCAUGAGCAGGUGACCUCAAUCCCAGACCUCAGUUCAUGUCCUGGACUCUCCUCCCUUGUUACAUCUGAGAUGAUAUCUCUCUCCACAGCUCAGUCUGAAGCAGAUGAAUUCAUUUCUUUGACUGGAAGGAGCCAACAGCAGUCUGCGGCCACAAACAGAGGACUUGAGGGAAAGUUUGCGGCGGCCACAGCGGACAUUAGUGACUUACAGAAACUGAGAGAGGGCCAGCUAUCUGAAGUGUCUGCAAAUUCGGAGAGUAGUCUAUUGUUGCCAGUAGUGGAGGAAGAGGAGGUAAUGCCUGAGGCAGUGGGACUGAACUCACCAGACAAAUACAAAUCAAACUGUACAGUGACCACACCUGGAUCAAACCCAGCAGCCACAGAUGACCAACCGAAGGAUCUUUCUGACAAGUCAAAGGAUGAAAGUGAUCUUCCAACAGUCCCUGCUGCACACGGCUCCAGUAUAGUGACUCUACCUCUGAUUUACAAGCUCAAGAAGGAAAAGACCCACAGUAUGGAAUCCAUUGAGGAACAAAAAGCACAAGAGGACAGCAAGGCUUCAGUCACCACAGAAAAAGAAGAUAACACAUCUGUCAUUUCUGAAAAUGCCAGCAAUUCCACCACCAAAGAUGACAAGAACAGACUGUCACCAAGUGACAAAGAGAUUGAGGCUGAGUUCCACCGUCUUUCUCUGGGCUUCAAGUGUGACAUGUUCACCCUAGAGAAGAGGCUCCGCAUGGAGGAACGCUCUCGGGAUCUAGCCGAAGAGAACGUCCGCAAGGAAGUGACCAGUUGUCAAGGCCUACUGCAGGCCCUGAUUUCACAGUGUGAGGAGGAUAACCAGUCUAUGGAGAUCAUUCAUCGCUUGCAGAAUAACCUGGAAGUCCUCAUCCAGUCCAUGACCAGAGUUUCUAGUCGUUCAGAGAUGCUUGGGGCCAUUCAUCAGGAGAGCAGGGUGGGUAAAGCGGUGGAGGUGAUGAUUCAGCACGUAGAGAACCUGAGGAGAAUGUACACCAAGGAGCAUGCAGAACUUUUAGACCUCAGGGAGAACCUCAUGCCGAACGAGAGGUCCUUAGGGUCCCACAUUGAGAGGGAUGAUUUUAGGAACAAGAAGCAUUCAUCCACACAAUUUUUCAAAGUCACUAGCCGACGCAUUAGUAUAGCUGCCCUGCCCCGCAGCAGUGGAGGACACACCCAUUUUGACAUGCUCAAAGACACCGCAGAGAUGGAGGUAGAGAGACUCUCUCGCCGGUCGCCAUGGAACAUGGCAGCCAAGAGGCCACCGCUAAAGCGCUUCAUUAGCUCGGGCACUUGGGCUGACAUUGACGAGCCAACUCUGAUGAGUAGGUAUGGAUAUGACACUGAUUCGCACUCCGAAGUGGAGCAGAUAGAGGAACCAGAGGACAGAAGGACUAGGAUAACUGACCUAGGCAACAAAAUCACCUCCUUCAUAAUGCCAGCCAAGACCCCCAGCCCCAGCCCCAGCCCAACAGAUCGCACUGCUCCCAGUCUGACAGAGGUGAGGCCUGCAGUGUCUAGAGGCACUAGAGGUGUUUGGAUUUGGAUGGCCUUGUUUGUAGUGCUAGCUGCUCUCCUGGCCCUGUUGGCGAGCUUGAUGUUACAGCCAGCAGUGGAUGCAGCACCUGUGGGUACUGGGGAAUCGUGGAUGGCCAUCCAGCAGCUUCUGUGGCCCUACACAGGGCUCAGGCACAACGGCCAACCUCCUGUGUAACAGACAGCAGGCUGUCAGCUUCCGGUGAAUGAGAGUUUGACCUGUACGCACUUACAUAAAGACACUCGGAGACAAAGAACUCUGAAGUAGAAUAUAAGAGCUACAACACUGCUGACUAUACAUCUAUUAGAACACUUUGUGAUAAUUUCUUACUGAUGGGAAAGAGAAAUGUGGGCGUCUUAAAAGGGACGUGCUGAAAACGGUGUACUGCUUGGAGCUUCGUAGAGAUGCUGUGUACAGAAAGUGUUGUGUUGGCAGUGUUUAAUAUAUAUAUAUAUAUAUAUAUAUAUAUAUAUAUAUAUAUAUAUAUAUAUAUAUAUAUUGUUUUAUGUUAGUACUGACCAAUCACACUAUAAAUGUACAUUUAGGUGAGAUGUGCAGACUGCCCGUAGAGGCAGUUGAGGAUUCCUUUUUAAAGCUUUUUUUCUUCAUCGGUGUGUUUUUUAUCACCAGAUUGAAAGAGUAUUGAGAUGCCCUUUUAAAAAAAUGUUUUUAUUAAGUUAACUUAUUGUUUUACAGUUUUAUUGCUGUAGAUAUAUUUGUCUUUUUUUUUAUAUUGUUUCAAACAUGUGGUUUUUAAUCCCCAUUAAUUCAUACACUUUUGUUACACAAGAGGGGGAGAGAGACUUUGCACAAUAAAAGAAACUGAUCCAACUAAUAUCAAUAUUUACUGCAAAAAAACUAAAUAGAUCCUGAGGCUUCAGUCAAUCUACAUAAACUCAUGCCUGAUGUUAUGAUUGCAUGUUCAAAGCGGUAAAAUAAAAUUAGGUAAAUGGAAUCAAUUUCUAAUACCCUCGAAUUCGAACUAUGAAUUUCUUUAAGGUAAAUCUUACAAAAACAAAUAAAAAAAUAAAAUAAAGAUAAUAUUUUACUUAAAAUGAAGCAUAUUUUUAUGAUCAUUAUGAUAUUUUGCAAUAUACCAAUGUUGUGGAAUUAAUUGUCAUGGCAAUUCUAAUUCUUCAUCUUAAAUUAAAAUGUAGGACAACAAAUAAAAACAUUUUUCAUAUUACAGUAUGAAAAUUAUUAUUUUAUUUGUUUUAGUACAAUCGUGAGAAAAUGUGCUUCACUGUAAUUGAAAUGGGUGACAUUAUUUCCACGAACGCAAUGGUCACUCUGGUUGAGCUCCAGAGGUCAUGUGUGGAGAUGGGAGAAACUUGCAGAAGUAUGACCAUCACUGCAA